This is a messenger RNA of Python bivittatus (Burmese python), 8913 nucleotides long. Lineage: Eukaryota; Metazoa; Chordata; Lepidosauria; Squamata; Pythonidae. The record is from RefSeq and is a predicted model, not a curated record.
UAAUUUUAAGAUGUUCUUCAACCCAAAAGGCACAGUGUUCAAGAAGAAUGAACAGGAGGGACUAAGUAACAAAUAAUGAGUACAUGCUGUUGGUGUACACCAGGUGGUCCUGCCACCGUAAAGGUGUUGAAGAGCUAUGUUUCUGAUGCCCUGUCUCCGAAGGAUGUUGCUGCAGCCAACGAUGACCUCUGUUACUGUCUGGAAUGUGUGGAAGAGUACCAUAAAGCAAGAGAUGAGGUCCCAUCCUUGCACAAGAUUCUGUGGGAGAGGGAAGUUACCCGUCUCACUAACCACUUUGAGAAAUCCAUGAAAGAGGGUGAUGAAGAUGACCUCUACUUGGUGGAAGAAGACAGAGUUACCCCGUUGACCUCCUGUUACACCGGUCCUAAUUUUGAGAAACGUCUCCGGGUGCCGCUGCUAGAAGUUCUAAAGUAUCCCUACCUGCUACUUCAUGAACGUCUCAGUGAGCUCUGUGUUGAUGCCCUUUGUAAAAUGGAGGAAAUGAACUACUCCUAUCAAGUAGUUGGCAAACAUCCUGGUAUCUAUUUGCUCAUGGUGCACCCCAACGAAACGAUCCGCCGAUGGGCCAUCCUGACAGCUCAAAACCUGGGAAAAGUAGACAGAGACGAUUAUUACGAUAUCCAAGAAGUGCUGAUGUGUUUGUUCAAAGUCAUAGAACUGGGUCUCUUUGAAAAUCCAGAUAUCUAUAGCUCAUCAGGGGUUGAGAAAACCAAGCUUGUCCUGUUGCCUUUGCAUCUGUAUGAUACCACCAAUUACAAAAACUAUUGGCUUGGCCUCUGUAUGCUGCUCUCGGUGCUAGAAGAACAAGCAAUGGAUUCUUUGCUGCUUGGACCAGACAAGCAAAAUUUCAUGCAGUCCAUCCUGAACAUCAUGAAGAAACAAACAGAUGGUGAAAUCAAUGACCCGUUUUGGCCCAUCCUCCACUGUUUCAUGGUGAUCUUGGAUAAGCUGGGGUCCAAAGUGUGGGGUCAGCUGGUGGACCCAAUCCAGGCGUUUCACGCCAUCAUCAACAACGCAAGCUAUAAGAAGGAAAUAGAGAGCAUUCGCCAAAGCUGCCACAGGACAAAAUCCGAACCACUGUCAGACUACGGGGAUCUAACAAUGACUUGCAGCCAGAUUGUAUAUAGCUACAGCCCUGAAAAACCUCACAAGGACUCAAGAUUGAGGACUGCUGCUUACUUGGACUAUUGCCCAAACUUUUAUGAAGACAUGCAGACACUGCGGGACAUGUUCCAGUAUGACAUUGGUCGAGACAUGCGCUUGCACCAUAGCACUUUUCUCUGGUUCAUUCCCUUUGUCCAUUCCCUUAUGGAUCUCAAGGACCUGGGCGUUGCCUUCAGUGUAGUUGUCAUCCACCACCUGUAUUCGGAAAUCAAAGAGGUCCUCCACAACGCAAUCCAACCUCGUGACAAAGUGUCUGGGUUUUUCAUCUGGAUCCUCGUGGCGGUCGUUGAGCAAAGUUUAAAAAAAAAAUGCUUCACCACUUUGUGGAUCACCUCGGAGCAAUGGGUGGAGGUGGUGGUGAAAUGCGCCAUACUUCCGAGUAUGGCGUUCACCUGUGGUGCGGAGAGGGGGUUGGCCAGAAACGAGCCCAAAAGUAUUGCAAAAACACCAUCUUGGGAACCUGAUUCGAUACAGUCUGCUUGCAUGAAUUUGAUCCGGGUCCUCCUAAAGGAGGGCUACCAGAUCGAAGAAAAGGCAUCCCCGUUCCUCGACGAGCUAAAUUUGCUUCGGCGUAGUCAUGAGGACUGGAAGCUGAGCCCCCAGCAGGUGCAAGAAUUACAGGCGUGUUUGACUGAGAUCGUAAGAAGCCUCCGGAAUAAAUCAUUAAAUGCUUCCUCCCACGGAGAGAGUCACACAAGUUGCGUUGUGUCAUCCAGUCUCUCCAGAAAACAAGAUGGGAGAAGUCCAGUCCAUCUUCCCCAAGAACACUCAUCCUGUCAAUCACCAAAAAGGCAGGAUGAAGUUUUUCGAGAAAGAUCAUUGUCUGAGGGAAGAAAUGAGGGACCAAAGGGAGCCAUUUGUAGAGAACAAAGCCAUCAGAGAAAUUCAGAGUUCCACGUGGUCAACAUUAAACAGGAACCUAAAGAGAGUUUACUACAUGAAGACAGUAAGUCACACUCUCCAUUAGCAGGGGGAUGCAUGGAUGCCCAGAACAGUGGAAACUUUCACCCUACACCGGUGGACCAGAACGGUUCCCUAAACAAAAGCAGUUUUGACAAAGGCUUUCAGAAGAAAGGGGCUGAAGAUAUCAAUGAGAAGGAAGAGAAACCCAGAAUUGUCCAAGCUGAUCUCAACCACUGGAACAGCAAUCCUGCUUCAGGAGAAAAAAUGCUUCCAAAAAUUAUUGCAGAAAAAAAGUCAAGCAAAGCUGAGUUGACUUCGAAAUUAAAACAGCUUGUUGAGAAUAAGAAGAGAGGAAAUACCAUGCUAGGGCCAGAGAGUGAAAAGCAGCAGUCUGUUGAGGAGAAUCAGGGUCAGGAAGGAACAAAGAGAAGAAUUGCAAGAGAUGGCAGUUGUACAUCAAAUCGGGUACACUGCAAACCAGUGCUAAGUUCAGAUGAUUGUUUUCAAGUUGACAUUCUUUCCAUAAAAAAGGAACCCACUGAUAAUUUGGUGGAAUUUACGAGAACAUUGAAAGGUGGGGAAGAUUCAGAAGAAAGUAGCACAGAUGAUGAACUUAAUGUUCCCUUGUUGGAGAUUAGAGAGAAGCUGCUGAAGAAGAGAUCUAUAGUCCCUGCCAGCCGAGUGACAGAGCCUAAAAUAGAGAGAGACAGUAAAUUGUCCUUAGUUGCCUGUCAAGAAAGUACCUUAAGUUACCAGAAUCCUAUUCAAAGGAAGGUUCAAGGGGCACUUAGAUCAUUGUCUGAGAGCGAAAAUGGCAAGUUGUCUUCUGGAGCAGGUGAAUCCUCAAACCACGUCAUCAUCAUUUCAGACACUUCUUCAGAUGAAGAAGAGAACAAAGUGAACUUUGGUCGAAAAAGCAAAGAAGAAAAUGGGAGUGUGUCCCUUCCGAAGGAUCUUGAUGCCAAAGAACGAGAUCUUGUAACAGUCUCCAGUUCUCCAUUGCUGUACGGGGAAUGUGAAUCACAGUGUUUUGAGUUUGAAACCGAUGAAGAGAUCUACUCCGCUUGGCAAGAUAGCCAGCUAGACAUGUCGGAGGCAGAUGUCUCUCCAGUGAAGACAACUGGCAGGUCCACAUCCUGUGACUUAGAGUUUACAAGGCAGCCUAGUGAACGGGAUUACGAUACAGACUAUCUUGGGGAUGAUAUUAUUGAAAAAGCUGAGCAGGAACUGGAACAGCAGGUGAAAGAUUGUAAAACCAAACCGAAGCUUCCUGUCCAGGCUGAUGAAGAAGGUGUCAGCAAGGGAAGCAUAGCCAUUUGCUCAAAGUAUUUCACAGCCAUACCUGCUGAUGGUAGGGAGUCUUCCAGACAGAGUGAGCCAAUUACAUCCAGUACACCAUCAGCUGCAGCAGCAGCUGGACCUGUGGCACCAUUACUGGUUGCCAAAGAAUCCACUUCUGGCCCAAGGAAGAGUCUGGCAAAAUCCAGUUGGAUCAACACAGCUCAGCGGAGUCCUGAGAAAAGAAAUAUCAAGACAGAAAAGAAAUCGCCACAUGCAGGGCUGUCUAGAUCCACUCGUCCUUUUGUGGUCCCUCCCAAGAAAGUCCACCAUUUUCCUGAGCCGACAUCAACUGUGGAAAAGCUGGGCCUGAAAAAAAGAGCCCGCAGAGCAGCUGACCUCUCCCAGCGGACUCAAGACAGCCUCGCCCAGUUGCGCAGCCAUGGAAAAACAGCUGGGGAGCUUCCCCAGAAAAGGAGGGCCAAACUAAUUGAACCUCGCAAGAUGGUUGUUCGGAACAAAAAGCUGUUAGCCAGCCAGGAGUGUCAGUUCUUCAGACAGUCGAGACCUAAAAAAAGAGGGAAAGAUCAGGAUGUUCAGGGAGAACAUCCUAGGGCUCAAGUUGGAGAAGGAGCAAAGAGAGCUGUUCCCAAGUCCUUCAUGCAGUCUACCAGCAAGAUGAUGGUUGAAAAUCUAAAAGAAAGGCCUGGCCAGGCCAGUAGUUCUUCUAACUGCGUGAAGAAAUUGCUACCACAGCAUUCACGAGAGGAGGUCAGGUCCCCUACUAUACCUCUUUCUCCAGCAAGAGAGGCUCUUCCAUCCUCAAGGCAAGACCCUAUCACGCCUGACCCAAAUGCUCAAGGAGGUACCACUGGUGCUCCAGGCAAUGUCUGCUCUUCUGUAAGUGAAGGCAGUAGAGCCAACCCUUGUGUCUUGGCAGGUUCCUCUUCCAGUUGGUGUAACAAGAGUGUGGAUUUGAAUGAGAAUGGGUCUACCUUAAAGGAGGAUGUUAACCAGGAUGAGGAUGACUUAUUCCUGACGCAAAGGGAUCCAGUGGACAUGGAGCUUUGUUCGCAAAUGGAAAGUCAUAGUCGCCCGGAAGACAUAGAAUUAGAUGUUCUCCCAACCUUGCAGGAUCAACACCAAGGCGCUGAGAAGUGCAGACAUACAGGAUGUACUAAAAGGGUGGAUGAAGGAAGGCUGUUCUGCCAAAGUCAUACUGUGCCUGACGCACCAGACCAUGUCUUUGCCAAGCCCUGCGCGCUUUCCAGGCCUCCCACAAAGAAAGUUUUCAGCGCCAAUGCUUCUUCAUGUGUCGCCAGCCUCUCCAGAGACCUAGAAACCAGACCCACCCCUUUAGCAAUGAAGACCAAAUCCAAUCCAGCCAUACCUCCUGCAUUGAAGGUAGAUGGUUUGAGGACCAAGCUAACUCUUGCCAAUAUCCUUCGAUCUCAGAAUUUGAAUAACAUCUCCCAGCCACACAAUGUACGAAACAGCCAUGUUGUUGGUAAUGCCAGUAAGAUGCCUGUUCCACACUCUGGCACUGGACAGGAAGCACGCCCAUCCUUUGCACAAGCCAGCAGUACUCACAGCCAGCAUAGAGACCACCGAUUUUUCACCAAAUGCAUCCUGAAGUGGAGUUAUGAUAUGUUUGCCAACUCCAGAGAGCUUGGGCCACCAAAUCACCUCUUGCAGGCAAUAGUGAACCCUGUUCCAGUCAAAUUUCAGAACUAUGAUGACUAUUUUAACAUUUUCUUCCCCUUGAUGAUCCUCAACGCCUUUGAAGAGGUGGCAUGUGAAUGGCUGGAGAAUCAGAAGAUGAAAGAGCAGAAGCCUUUCUACUUGAACAUACUGAACUUCAACAUGGAUAUGAACAACGCAGAUUUCACAGCCAACAUUUCCCAGCAUGAUCUGGACAAUCAGCACCACCCCAAGGAGGAUGACUUGGUCUUCCUAAUAGGGUCUGACAAACGGUCCUCCUAUGAUGAACAAGAGGGGAAGAAAUGUGUAGUGCGCCAUGUUGGCUUCGUGACUCGUUUUUCUCAUUCUUCCGUUCAUGGUACUAAAAAGAAAGAGCAACAGAUUACUUGUCACCUCUCCAUCCAGACUCAAGGAAAUCUGUCCCGUAUUGACAAAGAAGUGAAAUGCAUUGUGGUCAGCUCCUUGGCGACGACACAGCGAAGGUUCCAGGCCCUCUUGAUGCUGAAACGAAGCCCACUAGCCAUGCCAAUCCUGUGUCCAAGCUCCUCCUACUUCUCUCCAAGAGAUUUGAACACCGAGUCUGAGAAACCUGUUUCUUACAUGAAGGACUUCAAUGAAGAUCAAAGGCGAGCUAUUGAAAGUGCUUAUGCCAUGAUAACACAGCACCCAACUUUGCCCAAGGUCUGCUUAAUCCAUGGACCACCUGGGACAGGGAAAUCAAACAUGAUUGUUGGGCUUCUCCACCGCAUCCUUGGCGAGAGAUCGGGAAACGAGAAUCCCGUGCAGAGGCUGAAUACCAAGAUCAAGAGGAACCGUGUGUUGGUUUGUGCACCCUCUAAUGCUGCCAUUGAUCAUCUCAUGAAAAAAAUAAUUUCGGAAUUCAAAAAACUCAGUGGGAAAAAUCCUUUAGGCAAUUGCGGCAACAUAAACCUGGUCAGGCUAGGACAGCAAAAAUCGAUCAACAGCAAAGUCCGGAAAUUCAGCUUGAACGAUCAGAUUGAUCACAAGAUCAAUAAAGCAAUGCUUGGCAAAGUUCAAGAUCUCCAAAAGAAGAAGGAAGAUUUGGAUCGACGGUUGGACAUGCUUUCUCGCCAACGGGCCAUGGACAGAAGCGAGAAGAAACAGCAGUUGGAUGAGGAAAUUCGCCAUCUUUCCAAGGAGAGGGAGCAUCUGGCUUCUCAACUGAAAGAGGCUCGCGGGCGAUCUCAGGAAUUGAAAGCAAGCAUCAUCUUGGAAUCCCACAUCAUUUGCUGCACCCUGAGCACAAGCGGAGGGGAGCUGCUGAAGUCAGCUUUCCGGAGGCUGGGUGGGGACCCCGUGAGCUGCGUCAUUGUGGAUGAGGCAGGGCAGACGUGUGAAAUUGAGACCCUCAUUCCGCUGAUUUAUGACUGUAAGAAGCUGGUCCUGGUCGGAGACCCCAAACAGCUCCCUCCCACCAUAAAGUCCAUGAAAGCACAGGAUUACAGAUACGACCAGUCUCUGCUAGGCCGCCUCUGCAGGCAUCUUAGGGACCAAGAUCAAGAAAAUGCUUUUGGAAAAUGUCCAGUCUUUCAGCUGAAAAUUCAGUAUCGGAUGCACCCAGAGAUCUGCCUUUUUCCUUCCAAGUAUAUCUACGAAGGGGUCUUGAUCACAGACAGGAAAACAGCAGAAGAUCGCUUCUCAUUGGAGUGGCAUUUCCAACCCUACUUGCUUUUUGAUGUCUUGGACAGCCGCGAAGAACGAGAAAACGACUCCUAUUUUAAUCCCCAAGAAGUGAAGCUGUUGACAGAAUUAAUGAAGGUAAUUAAGGGGACAAAGAAGGACAUUAGUUGCCAUCAAAUUGGAAUCGUCACUCCUUAUAAUGCGCAGAAAAGGAGAAUACAGAAACAGCUGGAUAAAGAGUUUGGAGAAAAUAGUGCUGGGGAAGUUGACACCGUGGAUGGAUUCCAGGGCCGCGAGAAAGACUGCAUCAUUGUCACCUGCGUCCGGGCAAACAGCUCACAAGGAUCAAUUGGGUUUUUGAGGAGUCUCCAGCGCCUGAAUGUCACAAUCACCCGAGCCAAAUACAGCCUUUUCAUCCUUGGAAAGCUGAAAACACUAAUGGAGAACAAAGAUUGGAACGAGUUGAUCCAGGACGCCCAGCGGAGAGGCAACAUCGUCCAGACGUCCAAGAACAGUUACAAAAGCAGUGCCUUGAAGAUCCUCAAGUCCAGACCAUUUCCCCGCUCCGGCGUUACGGCGCCGGAAAGGGAAGCGCAAGGGCACCCAGGCACAAGUGGAGCCAAGCAGCCAGGCGUCUCCCGCCAAGAUGCCCACCACCCUCCAAUCCCACUUCCCACUCCCGCAAGCAGCAGGACCCCUCCAGAGCCACCUACCCACCGGCCACCCCCUUCGGCGCAGGCCAAACCUGUCCAGGAAAGACCGCAGGAUCCUCGUCUGCUCAGAAGAGCAGAGUCGGUGUUAAAAGCAAACAACCGCAAGGAGGGUCCAGCGCCUGGUUUGAGACCAGCCUCGGCACAGAUGUCCCCUGAACUUCUGGCUGCUCGGAGCCGCAGCCAUUCCAUGCCACAGCCGGACGCUCUGCAGGAAGCAUCAAGCCACUUUGUCCCAGCUGGACACGUGUGGAACACACACCUGCCAAGCAAAGUGCCCUGCGCCCAAGCCCCCGACCAGAGAACCCCCAUCCAGACCAAGCCGUUAAAGACUUGGGGCCAAGGAGACCCUGCCAAGCCCCUGGAAUGGAAAAAAGACCAGGACUCUCGCAGGAGGACAGUAGAAGUGUCUCAGGAGAAGGCAGGUCCUAUGGACCCCAAGCGUAGGCGCACCACCUUUUGACUACGAGACCCCGUUCCUUGCUAGGGGUCUGGUAUUCGGGUCUUCUCAAACAGCUUCUGCCUUUGAGAUAAAGGACGUGAGUGUGUGUGUGUGUGUGUGCGCGCGCGCCUGGGUCUAUAUGCAUGCGUUCACUGAACCAUAACCAUAUAACCAUAUGUUUAAAGAACACAAAACUCUGUAGAUCUUAGGUGCAAUGUACAUUUGUAUAGCAAACAAAAGAUUUAUUUUUUAGAGCCAGGGAAGUUGAGGCUGCCCAGAGAAGCGCUUCCGAGCAUGUUGUGUCCUGUGUAAGUGUGCAGCGCACAGUGAGCGAACAGCUCCCUCACCCAUCCAUUGAGCACAAUGUCAGUCGCGGUCCUGACAUGCGUGGGACGCUGAGCCCUGCUUUUCCAGGACUGAGAUUCCCUUUAUUCUACUCAUUUCAUUGCCCCCCCCCUCAAUUUGAUACUCCGGGGUACCUUUUUAAAUACCCAGAGGUCCAGUGCAACAUGUGUUUGGCCCUUCACCCUGCUUCAUUCUGGGCUUCCACAGGUGCCUUGUGGAAAACGCUGGAGCAGACGCGACGCCAAAAAGACGUUUGCGCAAAUGACAAAUGCUUUUGUCUCCAUUCGUGGGGAGAGCCUGUCAUAUUCUCCUCGCCUCCCUCGCCCGUUUUCUGAUAGAAGUGCCUCUUUUGGGGAAGAGAUUUCUGCAAGUGGAAAGAUUUGAGUUAUCUCCUGAAUUGGGCUGGGGGGGGGGAUCACUCUGUCCCUACCCACCACUGCGUGGUAAAUCUGAUCUUGUAUUGAAGUCUUGUAGUUUGGCGACUUGCGUUCUGUAAUCUGUUUUUCCCCAACAAGCCCCCCCUCUUCACUCUCAAGAUUUGGGGGGAGGAUACCAGAACGGAGAAAGGCGUCUUAUGCUGACUGCCAUUCAGUCCUUGGCAUUUUCAGUGGACACAGUUUGAAAAAAGCUGUUUAUGUUUGUUCUUAUAUAUAUAUAUAUAUAUAUAUAUACAUAUAUAUAUAUACUACUAUGAAUAACUUAAAUGUA